AUGGCCAACUAUUACGAAGUGCUGGGGGUGCAGGCGAGCGCCUCCCCAGAGGACAUCAAGAAGGCCUACCGCAAGCUGGCCUUGCGCUGGCACCCGGACAAGAACCCCGACAACAAGGAGGAGGCUGAGAAGAAGUUCAAGCAGGUGUCCGAGGCCUACGAGGUGCUGUCUGACUCCAAGAAGCGCUCCGUGUACGACCGAGCGGGCUGCAACAGCUGGCGGGCCGGUGGCGGGGCCAGCACCCCCCACAGCAGCCCCUUCGACACCGGCUACACCUUCCGUAACCCCGAGGACAUCUUCCGCGAGUUUUUCGGCGGCCUGGACCCCUUCUCGUUCGACUUCUGGGACACCCCUUUCAACAGCAACCGCGCUGGCCAGGGCCACGGACUGAGGGGGGCCUUCUCGGCCGGCUUCGGCGAGUUCCCGGCCUUCAUGGAAGCCUUCUCGUCCUUCGACGCCCUGAGCCGGGGUGGUGGUGCCAGCCACACCACCUUCUCAUCCACCUCCUUCGGGGGCUCCGGCAGCUCGGGGUUCAAGUCGGUGAUGUCGUCUACCGAGCUGAUCAACGGACACAAGGUCACCACCAAGCGCAUCAUGGAGAACGGGCAGGAGCGCGUGGAGGUGGAGGAGGACGGGCGGCUCAGAUCCGUGACCAUCAAUGGCAAGGAGCAGCUCAAGCAGGUGGACAAGUGA
Molecule: messenger RNA, 693 nt
Organism: Lynx canadensis (Canada lynx)
Lineage: Eukaryota; Metazoa; Chordata; Mammalia; Carnivora; Felidae
Gene: DNAJB8
Product: DnaJ heat shock protein family (Hsp40) member B8
Exons: 1
Coding region: 1-693 (230 amino acids)
Biological process (GO): protein refolding; positive regulation of proteasomal ubiquitin-dependent protein catabolic process
Cellular component (GO): endoplasmic reticulum membrane; cytosol
Molecular function (GO): Hsp70 protein binding; ATPase activator activity
Source: RefSeq, a predicted model, not a curated record